Molecule: messenger RNA, 1779 nt
Organism: Marchantia polymorpha subsp. ruderalis
Lineage: Eukaryota; Viridiplantae; Streptophyta; Marchantiopsida; Marchantiales; Marchantiaceae
Source: the annotation of a GenBank genome assembly
ACAGGCUCAACUUGAGCAUCGGUUUGUUCCCUGGCACUCACCUGCAGGCAGACCGAGUGUGUCUAUCUGAAGAAAGAGGGACGUGCACGCCCUCAUCGACUCGACAAGAGGUAGCGCGCUCUGUCCUGUUGAAAAUGUCACAGUCUCUGAUCAGGUCACCGAGCAAGGUUUUUUAUCAGGACUCCCAAAGGAAGAUACUGCGAUGUAUGGAUUGAUGGAUAACUGUGACUCUUCCAUAUGUUCAAUUCUCCUCUGCAAAAGCCACUCUCUGGAAAUUCUAUGCGUAGCACGGACCAAACCUUGCCUUCAAAAAUGCAAGUCGGUGCCCUUUGAUGAGAGUGUUGACAGAAACGAGCUAAUUAGCACAAGGUCAUACGCUGAGCACGGACAUCAAAGCAACACAACAGGAGUGGAUCACGAAUCUAUGUUAAUGACGAAGAACUUUUCGGCCUGAAGUAACGUUUUCGAGUAUAUACAGGAUCGUCGCAGGAUCUGAACACUGUCGUCCAGAGUCCUGCAGGCAAUGGACAUCUUCUUCAAACGUGCAACGCCAAACGCGCUAACAAGUCCAUGGGCCAACAGUCACCGAUCCCAGGAAAACCUUUUGUCCUCUUCCGUGAGAAGAGUCAAAAGACAUUUGGGCUGCGUACCCCACAAGAGGUUUCUUCGUCGCUCACGGAUUCAGACGAUGCAUCAUCAAUAGGAUUGCGCCAGCCCAAAAGAGGUUCUGGGUUUCUUCAGAUUUUCCCUACAAAGCUUCCGUUCAGGUAAUGUUUGAGUACGAUCAUCCCCUUUCCAGUGUCAUGGAUUCAGCUGAUCGAUCUAGCACCAUCUACAGAUUUCAGAUCCAGAUAUAGAGCCAACUAUCUUGAAACCUUCUCUGUCUCCGUCACACCCUUCGGUCCUCCCAUUUCCUUGUUCCUUCGUGGAUCGCAUCGGGCUGCUGAUAACGAUUCGCAAUGAAGAUGUCCGUGAGGCUCUCUCUGUGCCUGCUGCUGCUUCAGGCUGUGCUCCCGUGGGCGUUGGGAGCUGACAUAUUUGGCUUUCCAGGCAAGGGAGGCUACUGCAAGGGACCGGCGUAUAUGUGCAAAGACAUUGGACCGCAAAAGUGCUGCGAUUUCACAAACUUGCAAGUCCAGUACAUCCGGUGGAAGGGCAUUGGAACCACCAAUUUGGGCAUUGCUUACACGGGCGGCAAAUGCUCCAAAAAGCUAACAUUCGGUUGUGGACAGAACGAUAGAUGCUUGAAAACAGAGGGUACCUCAGGUGGGUCAUGGAAAAAAGGAUGUGGCGACCGUCAUCAUCUGGAAGCUCAAGAUGAUGCUCAAUGCGAGUCAACGGUGACUCCGAAUGCUGUAUCGUACACUGACACCAGUUCCAGGCGCACAUUCGUCCUGAACACGGCAGAUGUGGUGGAUGCGUUCAUGAAGCUGGAGAGUUUAGAAACAGAUCUUGCAAGAGUAGAGUUUUUAUUAGGUCACGGAGUGCACGUCUCUGUGAUGGAGGAUGAAAUGCACAUGGCUGAGUGAUGAAGCAACAGAGUCCAGAAUGCUCUGAAGGUCAUAGUCUGCGAUAGAGCUGACUGACACGUACAGCAGUGUGUAUGAGUUGGAAUGUGCUGUGGAUUUUUCCCGUCUUUGAUCCAGAAUAAGUGAAGCUUCGAGAUUGCAGGCAGGAUUUGCACUGCAGUGAGAUUCAUGACUUGCAAUUGAGCUACAAAGUCUACGAUUCGCUUACUGCCGAUUCCCUCCUCCACUCUAAAUCACCAUGUCCCUUCGG